AUGGAUCCUGAAAUGGACGUGGAUGCCCCAGAGCCUCGUGGCACCAAACGGGCAGCUGAAGAAGAUGAAGCGUCGAAAAAACCUAAAAGAAUCAGAGCUCUUGAUCCCGAUGUUGUGAACAAGAUCGCCGCUGGGGAGAUUAUAGUAGCUCCUAUGCACGCUUUGAAAGAACUAAUCGAAAAUGCAGUCGACGCUGGCUCGACAUCCCUCGAAAUUCUUGUCAAAGAUGGUGGACUGAAACUGCUGCAGAUCACAGACAAUGGCCACGGCAUAGACCGGGAUGAUCUACCCAUUCUAUGUGAAAGGUUCACCACCUCGAAGUUAAAGCAGUUCGAAGACUUAUCAUCCAUUGGCACGUACGGUUUCCGAGGUGAGGCAUUGGCCAGUAUUAGCCAUAUAGCUCAUCUCACCGUAACUACCAAAACUGCUGGCUCAAGUUGUGCCUGGAGAGCACAUUACAGUAAUGGAAAGCUUGUUGCUCCCAAACCUGGGCAGCCUGCUGCCCCCAAAGCCACAGCCGGACGAGGUGGCACUCAGAUAACUGUCGAGGACCUUUUUUACAAUGUCCCAACAAGGCGGCGAGCAUUCCGUUCAGCGAGUGAGGAGUAUGCCAAGAUACUUGAUGUUGUUGGCCGUUACGCCGUACACUGCUCUGGCGUGGCCUUCUCCUGUCGCAAACACGGCGACUCUGGAGUGAGCAUCUCAACGCCGGUGACUGCCAACACCAUCGACAGAAUUCGCCAGAUUCACGGAAGCGCUGUAGCCAACGAACUUGUUGAAUUCAAGUCCGAGGACCGAAAGCUAGGAUUCCGCUCUUCUGGCUAUGUUACAAAUGCGAAUUACCAUGUCAAACGCACCGUUAUCCUUCUAUUCAUCAACCACCGCUCUGUGGAGUCCACAGCAGUAAAGCGAGCAAUUGAGCAGACCUACUCGAGUUUCUUACCCAAAGGCGGACACCCAUUUGCCUAUAUCGACCUGGAAAUCGAACCGCAUCGCGUAGACGUGAAUGUCCAUCCAACAAAGCGCGAAGUCAACUUUCUAAACGAGGAUGAGAUCAUCGAGUGUAUAUGCCAGGAGAUUAAGUCAAAUCUUACCCAGGUUGACUCAAGCCGAACGUUCCUGACGCAAACUCUUCUUCCUGGCGUUAGAACAAUGGAGCCGGCACCUCGCGACCCCGAUUCGACAGACGCUGAAGGCCGUACUCCUAAAACGCCAGCAACAACGAAGAAGCCAUACGAACAUAAUCUGGUCCGCACAGACUCCAAAGUACGCAAAAUCACCUCCAUGCUAUCACCCGCAGUCCUCAGUGCUACAGAAGCGGAAACAACCUCUGGUAUUCUAGACGAAGGCCUGCAAUACGAAACCACCGAUCGCGAACCACUUCGGAUCGCCCUCACAUCCGUGAAGAACCUGCGCGCAAGCGUCCGCAACGCAAUGCACAACACGCUGACGGAAACCAUCGCCUCCCACACCUACGUCGGCCUCGUCGAUGAGCGACGACGCAUAACAGCCAUCCAAUCAGGAGUGAAACUCUACCUCAUCGACUAUGGGAUGUUCUGCAACGAGUUCUUCUACCAAAUCGGACUCACAGACUUCGGCAACUUCGGCGUCAUAAAACUAGACCCAGCACCUAAGCUCAUCGAUCUCCUCCAGAUUGCAGCCGACGCCGAACGAGAAGCCCCCAGCAGCCGAAAAGCAAAGUCAAGCGAGAAAAAUGAAAUCUUCGACAACGCACCAGACCUAGUCGCCAGAGCACUCAUAGACAGACGCGAGAUGCUCAAUGAGUAUUUCUCACUCCAAAUCUCUGCAGAGGGCGAACUGCUCUCCCUCCCACUCUUACUUAAAGGCUAUCUCCCGUGUCUGGGAAAACUGCCCCGGUUCCUCCUUCGACUUGGUCCGUAUGUCGACUGGACAAGUGAGGAAGACUGCUUCCGCACGUUCCUGCGGGAGCUCGCGGCGUUCUAUACGCCAGAGCAACUGCCGCCCCCUCCACCACCAGCAGAAAAUGAUGGGAACGAGGUAUCCCCGGAUGUUGAUAUGGAAGAAGAACUCACUAAGAAUCGUCGAUUACAAAUAGCUCGGAUGCUGGAACAUGUGGUCUUCCCAGCGCUUCGAUCUCGCCUAGUUGCGACGAAUCGACUUCUUCGGGGUGUUGUUGAGGUAGCUGAUUUGAAGGGUCUAUAUCGUGUUUUUGAACGGUGUUGA
This is a messenger RNA of Aspergillus oryzae RIB40, 2205 nucleotides long. RefSeq names its product mismatch repair ATPase MLH1. The record is from RefSeq and is a predicted model, not a curated record. Gene Ontology annotation, cellular component: MutLalpha complex. NCBI's taxonomy places the organism in Eukaryota, Fungi, Ascomycota, Eurotiomycetes, Eurotiales, Aspergillaceae. The coding region runs from base 1 to 2205 and encodes 734 amino acids. Gene Ontology annotation, molecular function: ATP-dependent DNA damage sensor activity; ATP binding; ATP hydrolysis activity. Gene Ontology annotation, biological process: mismatch repair. The transcript is spliced from 4 exons.